Aspergillus ruber CBS 135680 is the source of this 1085-nucleotide messenger RNA. RefSeq names its product putative 2-haloalkanoic acid dehalogenase. The record is from RefSeq and is a predicted model, not a curated record. The coding region runs from base 111 to 836 and encodes 241 amino acids. NCBI's taxonomy places the organism in Eukaryota, Fungi, Ascomycota, Eurotiomycetes, Eurotiales, Aspergillaceae. The transcript is spliced from 2 exons.
AAUGACUCAAGACAAUGGCUGAGCCCUAUAUAAAUUGACUAUCGACCAUUAUCGAAUCUAUCGAAUCUAUCCUGUCCAACCGGGUUGCAAUCAUAUUAUCAAUUACCACAAUGCCAGCCUACAAAAACGUCGUAUUCGACGUUGUAGGAACCCUUGUCUCCUACGACCGCAUCUACAACGCCAUCGACACCCGCUUAGGCCCCAAACUCCGCGAACAUAACGUCCAACCAUCCUUCCUAGGCUAUACUUGGGUCGAAGUCGCUGAACGAGAAUAUACCUAUCUCAGCGUCUCAGGUGCCUAUACACCCUACGCCACCAUUUUCGAAAAGAUAUUCCAUCGCAUGCUCUACCAAGCAGGCAUUGCGGACCCCGCAACCGUCGGCACGGAUGAAGACCUCGCGUACAUAAUGCAGGAAUACGCGAAUUUAGACCUCCGCCCCGGAGCAAUGGAGUGUGUGCAGAAACUCCGCGAGGCCGGAUUCACAGUUUGGGCACUUACGGCUGGCGAUUUGAAUAGAGUUGGUGCGUAUCUGCGCAAUGCGGGGGUUGAGAUUUCUUCGGAGAACCUCCUAUCGUGUGAUACGGCUGGUGUUGGGAAGCCCGAUCCCGGGGCGUAUCGGCCGUUGUUCGAGAAAUUGGAGACGGAGGGUGGAGAGAAGCCGUGGUUUGCGGCGGCGCAUAUGUGGGAUGUUUCUGCAGCGAGGCGCACGGGAUUCAGAGGAGCGUAUUGUACUGUGUACGAGAAGCAGGCACUCCCCGAGUUGUUUGGGGAGAUGGAGGUGACUGCUGAUAGCUUGCCAGAGAUGGCAGCAGGGAUUGUUGCAUCUGAGGGGUAAAUAUAGCAAGGCUGUCAUUGUCGAUAUCAGUCUAGUCUCUGUCAGAUAGAUGGAUUGCGUACGAGUACAUAUAGAUCCUUGCUUAUCUUCAAACAUACUCUGUAUAGAUAGACUAUCUACUCCGCAUCUUCAUGUUCAACGUCGGCGGUUCCAGCCAAUAAUUGGUCAGGACGCAUGUAUAUAGCACAUGAUAAGUACGUUUACAAUAUCUUUCAUAGUAAAGAUUCAACUGCUUCAUCCACUACACGG